This is a messenger RNA of Humulus lupulus (European hop), 441 nucleotides long. RefSeq lists its product as uncharacterized. The coding region runs from base 1 to 441 and encodes 146 amino acids. Lineage: Eukaryota; Viridiplantae; Streptophyta; Magnoliopsida; Rosales; Cannabaceae. The transcript has a single exon. The record is from RefSeq and is a predicted model, not a curated record.
AUGGGAGAGAGAAAGUUUCUUGGAUUGGAAUCAAUUCGAGAAGCAAAUGAAGCUAUUGCUCGGGUUAGAGCAAGGAUGAUUGCAUCUCAAGAUCGACAGAAGACUUAUGCAGUUCCCAAGAUAAGGGUUAUAGAGUUUUUAGUUGGUAAUUACGUCUUCCUUAGAGUAUCACCAAUGAAGGGAGUUAGAAUAUUCAGAAAGAAAGAGAAGUUAAGACCCAGAAUUUUAGUCUUGCUUGAGAUUCUAGAAAGAAUUGGGCAAGUGACUUAUCGGUUAGCAUUGCCACCAGCACUGUCAGGAGUGCACAAUUUAUUUCACGUAUCUAUGUUUAGAAAAUAUGUGUUGCAAUUGUCUCAUGUGCUUGGCUAUGAGACCUUGAGCUUACAGGAAGAUCUUUCAUAUGAGGAAAAGUCAGUACAGAUAUUGGAUAAGAAGGACUAG